Molecule: messenger RNA, 991 nt
Organism: Magnolia sinica
Lineage: Eukaryota; Viridiplantae; Streptophyta; Magnoliopsida; Magnoliales; Magnoliaceae
Product: NAC transcription factor 29-like
Exons: 4
Coding region: 31-858 (275 amino acids)
Biological process (GO): regulation of DNA-templated transcription
Molecular function (GO): DNA binding
Source: RefSeq, a predicted model, not a curated record
UCUUUUUUUCUUUUUCUUAAUUGAGGCUGCAUGGAGAGAGUAAACAGCUCUACUCUUCCUCCUGGAUUUAGGUUUCAUCCAACUGAUGAGGAAUUAAUCAUGUUUUAUCUCCGAAAUCAAGCCAAAUCCAUGCCUUGCCCUGUAUCGAUUAUCCCAGAAGUUGAUAUUUACAAAUUCGACCCGUGGGAUUUACCUGAUAAGGCAGAAUUUGGAGAGAAUGAGUGGUAUUUCUUCAGCCCACGAGAUCGGAAAUAUCCCAAUGGUAUACGGCCCAACCGAGCAACAGCAUCGGGGUAUUGGAAAGCGACGGGUACUGAUAAAGCCAUCUAUAGUGGGUCUAAGUACGUUGGAGUGAAGAAAGCUCUGGUGUUUUAUAGGGGUCGGCCCCCAAAGGGAGUCAAGACCGACUGGAUCAUGCAUGAAUAUCGACUCGGCGAGUCAACCUCGGGUCCUAAAAGGAUUGAUGGGUCUAUGCGACUAGAUGAAUGGGUCCUCUGUAGGAUCUACAGGAAGAGACAUGCAUCUAGAGUUGUGGAGCAAAAACAAGAGGAGCCAAGCACUGAAAAUGUGACAUCGAUUGCUGUGGAUGAUAGCGAUACACAACCAUUAAAAUUUCCAAGACCAUGUUCGCUGUCUCAUUUGUUAGAGUUGGAUUACAUGUCCCGCCUUUUAGGUGACCAUGGAUUGAAUUGGAUGGAGGGAAUUGAAAUCAUGAACACUGCAAGUGGCAGCAGCGAAAUGGAUAAGACCCAAAUGCCAAACACAGCUUAUCAAUUUGUGGAUUCAACUCAAUUCCAAGCAAACACGAAUACAAUGUUGAACCAGCGAAACUACGGCUACCCAAUAGUGGAGUUGUAGUGAUAUAGAUGUGAUUAGAGAGGGGAAUUGGGUUUUAAUAUAACGCAAUGAUGACCCUCUUUGCCUGUUUAGCUUGUAUAAAGUUACACUUUCUAUAGUAAUUUGUUUGGUUUUCCAUUGGGAAUUGAUAUUA